Euleptes europaea (tarantolino) is the source of this 1497-nucleotide messenger RNA. RefSeq names its product WASP actin nucleation promoting factor (gene WAS). Lineage: Eukaryota; Metazoa; Chordata; Lepidosauria; Squamata; Sphaerodactylidae. Gene Ontology annotation, biological process: actin filament organization; regulation of Rho protein signal transduction. Bases 1 to 1497 code for a protein of 498 amino acids. Gene Ontology annotation, molecular function: actin binding; small GTPase binding. The transcript is spliced from 12 exons. The record is from RefSeq and is a predicted model, not a curated record.
AUGAGCCGGAGGGCCAAGCCAGGGGUCCGGGGGCAGCCGGACAACGUGCCCUCCUCCUUACUCAAAGACCACGAGAACCAGCAAGUGUUCGAACUCUUGGGCAGGAAAUGCACGACCAUGGUCACAACCGUGGCCCAGCUGUUGUUGGCUUUGCCCCAGAACACCCGACUCUGGUCCAAGCAAGGCUGUGGAGUCCUGUGCUUCGUGAAGGAUAACCCCAGGCGUUCAUACUUCAUCCGCUUCUACGAUCUGAAGGAGAGGAAGAUGAUCUGGGAACAGGAACUGUUCAACCAACUCGUCUACACUGCCACUACCUCUUACUUCCACACCUUCCCAGGAGAUGAGUGCCAGGUGGGGCUCAGCUUUGCCGACGAGGACGAGGCAUUUGACUUUCAGCAAACAGUGGAAGAGAAGAUCCAGAAGAGGAUCCAGAGGAUAGAAAAAAGAGAACUACCUCUUCCGCCACCUCCGGUCAAUGAAGAAAGAAGAGUAACCCUUCCUCGGAGUCCACCUUCUGGAAGUGACUUGAACGGGCCUGGGAGGCAGCCCGUCUCCCCACCAUCGGCUCUGCCCCUGGCAACUGUUGACAUCCAGAAUCCGGAUAUCACCUUUUCCCGGUACCGUGGACUCCCUGUUCCUACAGCAGUGGAUAAAAAGAAAGGGAAAAAGAAGAUUUCCAAGGCUGACAUUGGAGCUCCCAGUGGGUUCAAGCACAUCCAGCACAUCGGUUGGGAUCCAAACAGUGGAUUUGACGUGAACAACUUAGACCCCGACUUGAAGACGCUCUUCUCCCAGGCGGGGAUCAGCGAGGCCCAGCUGACCGAUGCGGAGACCUCCAAGAUCAUCUACGAUUUCAUCGAAGGCCAAGGAGGACUGGAGGCGGUGAAGGAGGAGCUAAGAAGGCAGGGUCCGACGCACCCCCCACCCCCACCCCCAAACCGAUCUGGCCCCCUCCCCCCACCACCUGGACAUUCCCGGGCGGGCCCUCUCCCACCUGUCCCAGGCCCGCUACCAGGCGCUCCGCCCAUAUCGAACAGGGGGACGGUCCCGCCACCCCCACAACCCUCUCGGGGAGCCCCCCACUCCCAGUGGGGGCCUCCCCCAUCCGCCCAUCGCUCGGCCCAACCUCCGCCGCCCCCUUCUGGGUUGGUCCCGCCCCCACCGCCUCCCCCACCGCCUCCCCCACCUCCCUCCCAGAGCUCUGGACCCUGUCCUCCACCCCCUCCCCUCCCUGGAGCGCUUGGUUCCACGGGGCCGCCGCCAUUGCCUCCUGCUGCCUCCUCAGGCCGUGGGGCACUGCUGGAUCAAAUACGCCAAGGAAUUCAACUCAAUAAGACGCCCGAUGUGUUGGACUCUCCACCAUCACCCGAACAAAGCUCUGAAGGCCUGGUGGGAGCUCUCAUGCAUGUGAUGCAGAAGAGAUGCAAGGUUAUCCACUCCUCAGACGACGAUGAAGAUAAUGGCGUCGAAGAUGAUGACGAUGAGUGGGAUGACUGA